Molecule: messenger RNA, 963 nt
Organism: Pistacia vera
Lineage: Eukaryota; Viridiplantae; Streptophyta; Magnoliopsida; Sapindales; Anacardiaceae
Product: transcription factor MYB3R-4-like
Exons: 8
Coding region: 1-963 (320 amino acids)
Biological process (GO): regulation of DNA-templated transcription
Cellular component (GO): nucleus
Molecular function (GO): RNA polymerase II cis-regulatory region sequence-specific DNA binding; DNA-binding transcription factor activity, RNA polymerase II-specific
Source: RefSeq, a predicted model, not a curated record
AUGGGAGAAGUUAAAGAGAGUGAUUUUGAUGACAAAAAGGAGGAGGAGGAGGAGGAGGAGGGUGUGGUUACUUUUGAGAAAGCUGAAGUAAAGCAAGUCUAUAUGCUAGGUCAUAGUUAUUCUGACAAAAUUUUAGCAUUUGCUGUUGAAAAGUUCAGGGGCAAAAAUUGGAAGAAGAUUGCGGAAUGUGUUCCUGAUAGAACAGAUGUUCAGUGCUUGCACCGUUGGCAGAAGGUUCUCAAUCCUAAUCUGGUCAAAGGAUCCUGGACCAAGGAGGAAGAUGAUCUUAUAAUUGAGCUCGUUGAGAAGCAGGGGAAGAAGAAAUGGGCUGAGAUAGCAAAACACUUGCCAGGCCGUAUAGGCAAAUGGCACAACCAUUUAAAUCCAGAUAUAAAAAGAACUGCAUGGACCAAAGAGGAGGAAUCAACUCUUAUUAGGUGCCAUGGAACGUGUGGGAACAAAUGGGCUGAGAUGGCAAAGUUUCUGCCUGGAAGGACUGAGAAUUCAAUAAAGAAUCAUUGGAACUGUUCCGUAAGUAAGAAAUUGGAAUUAUCUUCAACUCUUCGUUAUGAUAUAUACAAUUUCAAAGUGAAAGCAGAAAGCAGGAACCCUGAGGUGCUGGAACAAAGUUUUGAUAUUGAAAGAAUUCCCGAUACUUGUUCAGAUAAAAAAGAUUGUAGAGUUACGGGAAAAAAGGCAAUUGAUUCAAUCAAACCACCAAAUGGAAUGGUAUUUGAGGAGAAAAGUGCUGCUGUAUGCGACCUGACUGAUGAACACUGCCAAGACAGUGGUGGCACUGCUCAGACAUCCAGAGACUUAAACAUCUUUGCUUAUCAGCCCAAUGAGUUGUGUACUACUACUUCUGCUGAUCUUGAGGCAGAAACAAAGGCUAAGAACACGGAGGAAGAGAUUUGUAGAUUGCAGAAGACAUUGGAGGAAAGGAAUGGACAGCUUGAGGCUUGA